Aricia agestis (brown argus) is the source of this 3333-nucleotide messenger RNA. RefSeq lists its product as uncharacterized. The transcript is spliced from 12 exons. The coding region runs from base 176 to 3307 and encodes 1043 amino acids. Lineage: Eukaryota; Metazoa; Arthropoda; Insecta; Lepidoptera; Lycaenidae. Gene Ontology annotation, molecular function: nucleic acid binding. The record is from RefSeq and is a predicted model, not a curated record.
CCCAAAUUACGGUACCGUACUCUAAAAAGUCAAAAAUACCCAAUAUUGUUAAAGGAAUUUACAAGUGGGUAGUUCAAACGUUUUCGAGAUUCAUAAGUAAUAACCUAACAUUUCGUCUCUCACAUCCGCUAAAGUACAAAUAUUUACAUUUUCGUAUUGACAAGUUUACACAACAAUGGAAGAAGACGGCACUUCUCUCCGAUUCAAAACACAAUGGUUAAAUGAGACAUUAAAGUUUAUAAGAAAUGACCAAAUACUGAAGUAUAAGUAUCCAGAGUGGCCCAUGUCUCGAGUAACAUUCUACCACGCAUUGCUAGCACAGUGCCAACUAAAAGCUGGACUUGGUAUUAAGACAUUAUAUGCCCCACUGUGGGAAGCCAUGCAAGUGUUUGGCCUCAAAUACACUUUUAAAGUCACAAUUAUUCAUUGUGAAGAACCUGAGAAAGGGUGUCUAGUCUUUGAAAAAAUUCCAAAGAAAACUGAAGAAGAUAAUGAAACAGACAGUGAAGAGGAAUCGGAAUGCAAACAUAAGUUAACAAAAAAAGCUGAGCAAGCCUAUCUCCUGAAUAAAGCUAUAGUAGAAAGAAAUUCACCAACAUUUAUAAAAAAUACCCUCCAGUCUCUUCUAAGUUUUAUAAGUGACGAGGCAUCAGCUAGCGUAGACUUCAAAAAUUUAGCACCUAUCGAGGCAAAAUUUAUUCAAAACAUCCAAGCAAUACAUGAUCAAAAAUUUUUGUUUUAUAAGAUUUUUACACCAUCUGCUAUAGAAAUAUUGAAAAAAAUAUCUACAGGUCUCAAAAUGUUUAAGAAUACUUACAACAUUAAAAUUGGUAAUGUUAGAACACAUCCAAAGACCUCUAAAAGAGAAAUAACAAUAACCAAGGAACCAAAUUUUGGCAGCCCAUCUUUACAAGCACUUUCAGCAUCAUCUACAGCACCAAGUAAGAAAGGGAAUAAGUCAAAGCCAAGCUUAUCCCUAGCACCUUUAAGGACCCCAAAAAGUAUUAACCCAAAACCAAUACCUAGUUUUGAUUCUACGAGUCACAUUGAAAUACCAGUAACUGUUACUAAAGAGAGAGACAAACUUGACAAAACUAAGGAAGAAAAACAACCCAAUCGAGUUAAAGAGAUGCCCAAAACUAAAACAACCAGACAGACAAAAUCACGGCUUAUUAAUGUUGAAGAUGUAUCUCAUAAUGAAAGUGCAAAAGAGAAUUCACUCUCAAAUUCCAAUAAGACUGAAAUUGAAUUAAAAUCUAGCACUAGUGUUAAGAAAAUAGAAGAAAGUAAUAUCAAAGUAGCUGAUAAUGUAAAGAAAAGUGCAACCAUUCCAGAGAAAGUGGAAGGUAACACAAAGGAUCCUCUGCCUGCAGAUAACAGUAAGCCGUCUCUCUCUAGAAGUGGACAGAAGAAGGCAAUGAUAGAUGCCAUGUCGAAACCCAUGGAGAGUGACAAGGGUUUGAGGAUGAUGAAACUGAUGGGAUGGGAGGGCGGCGCCCUGGGGGCGCGCGGGGACGGCAUCAUCGAGCCGAUUAUACCGGCCUUAAAUCUGAAACCGAAGGCGGGACUCGGCGCGCCGCCGAUCAAAAUUAAAGAGACAGUCGAACUGAAAACCAAGAAGGGUAAGAAAGAGGCAAAAGCUAGUUUGGUACGGUUCCAGUUUUUGGAAGGACUGUUAGAAGCUUUGGAUAAAGGGAGUAGUGUUGUACGUUUCAACAAUUCCCUCAAUACAAAGGAAGUGAGGUUUUAUAUAUUGAAUAUUGUGGACUUGAACAGGCGGUCCCGGGUGUCCCAUAAUGGCCCCAACCAGAAGAUCAUGGUGGAUAAAAUAUUGGACAAACUCAAAAUGAUGCCGAAUAAGAUGUUCGAUUAUAGCUUUAUGAAUAACGCUAGUGAACUUUGCCUACACGUGGUUAACAAAAUCGAUGGGGUCAGCGUGCCGAAACCGGUUGCACCGACACCCGGCUCCGAGGAGCUACCAGAGAAACUUCUAGACAUAGACAACUACCUGCGAUCCACAACAGGAAAACCCAAGAGGAAGAAAACUACCGUCUCCAGAACGGCUGUGAAGCUGUACACUCUAGUGAUGGUCGCUGAGUUUGUAGAAAGCGACGACACGGACUUGAAUAUGGACUUCAGUUUCGGGUUCUGCAAGAAAGUCUACCAGUACAUGCAGCGUGUGUGUGACGUCAUCAACGAGGGGAAAGCGAAUGGCAAAAUAAAGUCAGCGGAGGAAGUGAAGCUACUGGCCGAGAUCAGCGCGGGCUUGAAGCAUUCGUUUCUGUCUGUCCAUCUGUUCAGCCCACUAGUUACUGUUCGCAAGCUGAAACUAAGCUCGAAACAACGUCAAAUGGUUGAUUACGACGAGCUGUUCAAUAUUCCACCAAAGGGUAAAGCUAAUGAUAAGAAAGAUGAAAGCGAUUCAGAUUCAGACAAUGAAAAUAAAUCAAGUAUAAACAAUAGCAUGAGAGUAGAGGUACCAAAUCAUGGCAAGAAAACAAUUGAUUUCACUAAUGAUUCAUUUAGUGAAAUGAUAAAUUUCAAGACGAAAACUGAUAAAGAAGAAACAAUAGAAGAAGCAAAUAUUUCAAGCGAUAAAAGUGAAGAACAUAUGGAUCAUGAAUCUCUGCAUAAUGAAAACGAAGAAAUUUCUACGGAUAACAAGAAUGAAGGCAAAAGUAUAUUAAUAAAAGAAAACUUAAGCAACAUAGAUUAUAAUUACAAUCUCCUUAAUGGUGAUAUAAAUAGUGAGAUUAAGAUAAAUCAAAGCUGUGAUACAAAUAGUCGUAAGGAUAACAUUGAUCUCAAAGACGAAGUCGAAAAAUAUAGUAUUGACGUUUUAGAAUACAAAGAAUACAGAAUUGUAAAGAUUGUUGUACAAGAUUGGGAGCAAGUUGAGAAUUUAUUUAGAAAAAUACAGGAGAACAUUAUGAAUUGUGAUUAUUUUAUCGAGGACAACUAUUUGAAGUGCCACGGUGUACAAAAUGGGGGUCUUGUUUACUACUAUUCCAACGAAGAUUGGCUCAAGGACAUUUUGAGUAAAAAUUUUCACGCCAACUUUAUUUGGGAGAUAAUUGAAAAAUUUAAAUUGAAAGUUCAUAUAAACAGUUUUAUUAAAAUUGAAGACGUUUUUAAAGCUCUCGAGCUGCACAACAGAGGGCUAUGCACCACUGAUUGGACUGUUCUAGAGGAGGGGAACUGUUAUUUUGUUGUAGAUGUAGACUGUGAUUCGUUCCAAUUUGUAUGUGAUCAUCGUUUCUCGCUGUUCGCUGGUGUGGACACGGCUUUGUUUACGAUUGUUUUGUAGUUUGUUUUUCUAUUAAAGUUUUUUUU